AUGUAUAAAAUAUUUUCAUCUAUUGGAGAGGUAUUAGCACCCCAACCUGCUCAGUCAGAUCUUGAUGAUUUGAAGGCACAUUGGAGAGCAAUUGUAUCUUUUUAUAAUGAUAAAAGGGAUGAUAUCGAAAGUUUUCACGAAUAUCAAUUACCAGGUCAUUUAAUUGGUAUGGGUUCUAAAUUAGUAGAUGAAAAUAAAAAAAUGGGUGAUGCUGGACCAUGUAUAGAGUUCUUUUUAAAAAAUAAAAUAUUCGAAACUUUAUGUCUGUUGGGGGAACAUGAUAAACCACAAGGUGUUAGAAAAUUAGUUUUACAAACAAUAACAACAUUAUUAGGUGAUUUAUCGCAACCAUUAUUACCAUACAUGAGUGUACACAAGCCAAUUUGUGGUUUAAUAAAAAAGAUGAUCAAACAGCAACAGCAACAACAGUUAUUACAACAACAGCAACUAUUACAGCAACAACAAGCAUUGAAUGGUUCAUCCUCUUCUAUUAAUAUAGCGAAUAAUGGUAGUAAUAACAUAUCACCAACAUCAGCAACUAUUGUAACAUCACAGCAAAUCGAAGAUGACAGAAAAUUAUUACCCAUUAACCGUCUACCAUUACAAUCAAAUGAUGAUAGUGAAUUUGUAAAUCUUUUAGAAACAUUAACAUCAAUUUUAAUUAAAUAUCCAAAUUUAAUUGGUUUUUUUCAAGACAACUCAUUUAACCAAGGUGAAAACUUUAUUGUAUUUCAGGGUUUAUUAGGACACUUAUGGACCCAUGGCUCUAUUGGUGAAAGAGCUAGAAAAUCAAUGAUUCAAUGUUUAGAGUUAAUUUCAGAAGUUCAAACAACUCCAUCUAUUGAACUAAUAGCAUCAAAUACAACUAGUGAUUUAAAAAAAUCUCAAUCUUUAACUUCACCAUCAGCACAAAACAAUGGUAUAUCACCCUUAGUAAAUUUAAAUACAGCAACAUCACCAAAAGAAGAGAAAUUAGAAUUUGUACACCCAGAUCCAUUAUCAUUAUUAAAUCACCUUAAAUUUAUGAACACAAUGAUGACAGAACUUAUUAAAACUUUUGAUUUAUUACCUAUAAAAAUUAAAUCAUCUCAUUAUUAUAUUUCUGGACCACCAAUCUCAUCAGAAAAUUUAAAUAUAUUAGAACACUUUAAAUCAAGAGUUUCAUUUUGUUGUGCAUUGUCAUAUAUUAAAAAAAAUAACAUUGGUGAAUAUAUUAUAACACUAUGGGAGGAAUUAUUUUUAGCAGAUACUUUAGGACCAAACCUUUUGGGUCUUGAUGAGGGUAAAUCUGCUACAGCAAUGCUAUACCUCAAAGAGGUAUUACCAUUAUUAGAUGGUGAACUUUUAGAAAAAACCAUUUCUUUCUUUUUAGGUGGCACCAACCCACUUCAUAAUGCAGAGUCACUAAAGAAUUCAGGAAAUAGUUUUACCAGUGUUGACGAUGAGGAUUACUUUUUUAAGAAAACUCUUAUCAAAAGAAUUUCAAGUAAAAACUUUAUAGUUUCAAUUAGUGCACUUAGAUUGUUUUCAACAAUGGUCGGAUUGCGUGACUUUUUUACACUAUACGAUUUAAUUUUAGUUCACUUAAAGAGAUAUCACCAACAAUCAUCUUUUGGUUAUCAUGGUUUAAAUAAUUUAUUAGUUGCUCAAAGAUCAAUUACAAACUAUUUAAAUUUAUUUGGAAACAAAUAUUCAAAUUUAGCCCAAUUAUCAGAUCAGUCAAAUGGAAAUAUCAGUGAUUUACUUCAAAAUAAAAUUAAUUCUCAAACAAAUGGUUAUAGUGCUUAUUUAGUGGAUGCACGUUAUCAAAUCACCUUAUAUUCUGAAGCUUGUUCAAAUUGGCCAAAAGAAUAUUUAUUCCCAUCAAGACAAUCAUUUAACCAACCACAACAACAAAAUAACAAUAAUAAUAAUAAUAAUAAUAAUAAUAAUAAUAAUAAUAAUAAUAAUAAUAAUAAUAAUAGUUUAAAUAAUAGUAAAAAUAAUAUAUCAUCAAAUAUUUCAAAUAAUAAUAUAAGUUUUAAUAAUAAUAAUUUAAAUAAUAGUAAUAAUAAUAAUUCAACUGAAUAUUAUGGUUUAUUUUUAGAGGAACUUUUCAAACUAUUCCGAAAUUGUUUAUCUUUACCAAUCGAAAUUAAUUUUGUUAUUACUGGUAUUUUUUCAAAGUUAUGUUAUUACCCAUGUCCACAGCUUUUCCCAUAUUUAAUGCAUUCUAGUGAUAGUAAUAACACCAGCGAUGAUAAUAAUGACAAUAAUAAUAAUGUAAAAAAUAAUAUAGUUAAUAAUAAUAGUCCAAAAGUUCUCUCACAACCUUCAUCCCCUCUUACAUCAUAUCCAUUCGACACAUUAAAAGAUGACGAAGAAGAAAAUGAAGAUUUUACAGAGGAUAAUAAUAUAGAAAUCAACGAAAACAAAGAAAAUAAAAACAAUAAAAAUAAUAACAACAAUAACAAAAACAAUAAUAAUAAUAAUGAUAAUAAUAACAAUAACAAUAACCCAACAUCGAUUUAUAAUGUUUUAUUAAAUUUAUCAAAAGAAAUUGAAGAAAGAUCAAAAUCAUAUCAAUUUUUUAACGAAAUUUUAGACAAGUUAAGACUUUAUAUGACAGAUACUAAUAGAAUUAGUUCAAAUGAAGAAAAUAACUUCCCAGAUGACCCAGUACUUUCCUCAUUAAAACCCUCCGAAUUAAACUUUUUCAACGCUGUAAUUAUACUUGAAGAGUUUUGUAAAGAAUUGGCUUCAAUUUUACAAGCUAGAGUCGUUUGGUCAAAUCAAACAAAAUAA
Dictyostelium purpureum is the source of this 2784-nucleotide messenger RNA. RefSeq lists its product as uncharacterized. The transcript is spliced from 6 exons. The coding region runs from base 1 to 2784 and encodes 927 amino acids. Lineage: Eukaryota; Evosea; Eumycetozoa; Dictyosteliales; Dictyosteliaceae. The record is from RefSeq and is a predicted model, not a curated record.